AAAAAAAUUCCGGCGAGUUUUUUUGAGCACUUCAGCCCAUAACAUCCUUAUUUUCAGGUGGGGACCCCACCUCCACUAAGCCAGCUGUACUGCCAUUCCCAAAUGAGAGCUCCGUUCCAGAGGCAGGUACCCAACCAAACCAGAGACAUCCCCAUUUUUAUUCGGGGUGGUGUGCGCUUAGCCUAGAUAUGCCCUCUAGACCGAGUUCGGGACCUCGGUUUCGAGGUCAGUUGAACACACACUCUCAGACGGGGUCCUUUCCCUCACAGAGAUUAACGCUGGGGCCAGAAGGGAGAUUAUCUCUAGUGCAAGAAGGGAGCCCCGGAAAGGUAAUGUGCUCCCAGUUUCAAGUGGGAACUUCACUCCGGAGAGCCAGCUACAGUCCCAGGCCCAGACAAUGGUUCCCUUCCCGGGGAGACUGCGUUUAACGCCUGCCCAAUUCUACCUGGAUUAUAAAAAUCCGCGUGGCUGGCUGGGCGGGCCCUUGGCGUCAGGUUUUACCCCCUUGUUCGCCCCGCCCCUUAUACUCCGCCCCUGCUGCGGACGCUGGAGGGCCAGACCGCUUUUCCCGGCAUGCAUUGCCCGGGACAGGGCAAGUCGGGCGCCAAGCGCCGGGCCGGAGCCGCCUUCCCGGAGUCCUUUGCGCGGCACCUGGCGACAAAAUGGCUGCCCGAGGGAGACGGGCGGAGCCUCCGGGCCGGGAGGCGCCGGGCCCCGCAGGCGGCGGCGGCGUCGGGAGCCGAUGGGCUGAGUCGGGGCCCGGGACGUCGCCCGAGAGCGGGGACGAGGAAGCGUCGGGCGCGGGUUCUAGCCCAGUGUCGGGCGGUGUGAACUUGUUCGCCAACGACGGCAGCUUCCUGGAGCUGUUCAAGCGGAAGAUGGAGGAGGAGCAGCGGCAGCGGCAGGAGGAGCCGCCCCCGGGCCUGCCGCGACCCGACCAGCCUGCUGCCGCCGCUGCCGCCGCGGGCCCUGGGGAUCUGAAGAGGAAGAGCGGCCCGGGCCCCACGCUCAGCUUCGUGGGCAAGCGCAGAGGCGGAAACAAACUAGCCCUCAAGACGGGAAUAGUAGCCAAGAAGCAGAAGACGGAGGAUGAGGUAUUAACAAGUAAAGGUGACGCGUGGGCCAAGUACAUGGCAGAGGUGAAAAAGUACAAAGCCCAUCAGUGUGGCGAUGACGAUAAAACUCGGCCCCUGGUGAAAUGACCCCCUUCCCCCGCCUGCCUAUGGCCUGGGACUCUCUGCGAUGUACAUAACUAUUUAAUGCAGCGGCAGCGGCGGCAGCCUUUCCCCCCAAGGACUUCUACACAGAAGGAAAUCGAGACGCUUUCCGCAGCCGCGGAUGAUUCUCCAGGACUCUUUUUUACCUUGAGCACUUGCCUCCUGAGACUUAGAGAACAGUGGUUUACUGUCCCCUCUCCUCCCACCUCCUCGCUCUCUCUGGCUCUUUCUGUCUUCCUCACCCCAACCCCACCCCACCCCUCCUUAGCCAUCACUUCUGGGAAGUAAAGAACUUGACUUAGUGCCGGA
Molecule: messenger RNA, 1526 nt
Organism: Enhydra lutris kenyoni (northern sea otter)
Lineage: Eukaryota; Metazoa; Chordata; Mammalia; Carnivora; Mustelidae
Gene: TRIR
Product: telomerase RNA component interacting RNase
Exons: 3
Coding region: 663-1202 (179 amino acids)
Molecular function (GO): 3'-5' exonuclease activity; 5'-3' exonuclease activity
Source: RefSeq, a predicted model, not a curated record